AUGCAGCCUGGUCGUUCAAGAACCCCAGCUAUACUCACUACUCCUGAAAGAGCACAAUCCAAGCACAGUCCUUCUACUCCAGAUUCUUCAUUAACAAACAUAGAGAAUGACCUGAGAGCAAGGGAAUACCAAGGAGCCAUUCCAAAAAGGAACUGGUAUCAGCCCUCACACAGCACUGUUAGGCAUGUUAGGCAGGAUAGUGAGUCAAAUUUAAAUCUACCCUCCAUACAAGCAGGAGAUUUUACGGGCGACUGUCCUCAAUCUAGUUCCCCUCCUCCAGAAUUGAUUGAAAUUGCUGCAAGAAAUUCUGCUGGUUGUGAAAUCUUUUGUGAUUCCUUGUUACGAAAUGAAAAUCAAGAUACUGAGUCCUCCUCAGAAGAAGGCAACUCCCUCUCCCAGAUGACAUCAUUAUCCACUACUCGAAUGGAUGCACCUGCCUCAGGGCAUGAAGGUAUUCAGCACCAAAACAGUGCAUCUGCCACUAUACCUGAAGGUGGAAAAACUAAACAUCAGAUCACCAAAAGGCAGCUAGAUCACUGCAAAAUAACACCAGCCAGACCCAACACUCCAGAAGGAGCACAACCUGGUAGAAACUCCCUCUCACUAGUGACUGGACGUCAUAACAGCAGGCCAAACCAGACUGGUGAAGAAGAUGACAGAGCUGUAGAACAUUAUGAUGCCACAGAAAAUAAUGGUCUACUGGAAGAAACAAAACAGGAAUUAGAAUCCUCACAGAAAAGUGUCCUGUAUUUAGUAAAGGAAUUAAGAGAAAAAGAGUCAUUUUGCCAAACUCUCAGGGCAGAUCUGUUCCAGUCAAGGCAAACUUUAGAGGUAUGUCAAGAGUGA
This is a messenger RNA of Pocillopora verrucosa, 846 nucleotides long. The record is from RefSeq and is a predicted model, not a curated record. NCBI's taxonomy places the organism in Eukaryota, Metazoa, Cnidaria, Anthozoa, Scleractinia, Pocilloporidae.